AUGUCUUUCCAGUCGCCUUCCGAUAGUACCGACAGUAACGACGAUUGGCCCAAGGAACAGGGUGGUGUCGCGGCAAGAACCGUCGAAAAUCUAAAGAGAUUAACGGUGACGUUCAAGGAUGUUGCGAUAGAGGUUGAUGGUCUUGGUGAAGACUUUGGGUCGACAUGCCUUUCUGUCAUGAGAGAUUGCUUCUCCUUUGGCACGUCUCACAAAUCCAAGAGGAAAAUUCUCCAAGGAGUGACUGGCCAAGUCUCUCCGGGAGAGAUGUUACUCGUCCUGGGACGACCUGGUUCAGGUUGCACUUCUCUGUUGAAAGUCAUUUCAAAUCAUCGGGAAGACUUCAGUAAAGUGCACGGCGACGUUAGAUAUGGCAACAUUGGCCCAAAGGAAGCCCAAAAGUACCGCCAAAACAUUGUUAUGAAUACUGAAGUUGAUAUGCACUUCCCAACAAUGAAAGUGUCCGAAACCAUACACUUUGUAGCUGGAACGAAGCUGCCCAAAAUCACUCCCGACGGCCAACAUCCUCAGGAAUACAAGACCAAGCUGACAGACUCAACACUGGAUGCUCUUGGUAUUGGUCAUACCAAGGAUACCAUUGUCGGUGAUGAAUUCACCCGAGGUGUUUCUGGUGGUGAGCGAAAACGAGUUUCCCUUGCCGAGGUUCUUGCGACACAGGCUCCCUUGCAAUGCUGGGAUAACUCGACCCGCGGCCUCGACGCAAGCAACGCCCUUGACUUCGCCCGUGUCCUGCGCAAAGGCGCCGACGAGAAGCAACGAACCAUAGUCGCAACUCUGUACCAAGCAGGCAAUGGAAUUUACAAGCAGUUUGACAAAGUCCUGGUCCUCGCCGAGGGACGUGAAAUUUACUACGGUCCAACCACCGAAGCCAAGUCGUACUUUGAGAAUAUGGGAUUCAUAUGCGCCCCCGGCGCCAAUAUUGCCGACUUUCUCACCUCGAUAGCUGUUGAUACCGAGAGAAGAGUUGCCCAAGGCUACGAAAGCAGCGUGCCAACUUCUGCCGCCGAGUUUGAAGAGGCUUACAAACAAAGCCCUCUCUACGCUCGGAUGGUUCAAGAGAUGGCCGCCAAGAAGACUGAAACCCUAUCUCGGGAGAUAGAGAACCUGAAAACGGCGCGCGACGUUGAGAAGAAUCGUUCUUUGCCUUUAUUGUCACGCGAAGGCAGUCCUUAUCAAGUUUCUUUUGGAAAACAGGUUCUCCAAUGUACCAUAAGGCAAUUUCGAAUCAUUUGGGGCGACAGAUGGUCCAACUGCCUGAAGAUUGGAUCUGCGCUGAUCAUGAGUCUGGUAACUGGAAGUCUGUUCUACCACCUGUCCAAUAACAGUGACUCCGUGUUCAUGCGUUUUGGAGCACUCUUCUUCCCGCUGCUUUUCUUCUGCCUCAAUUCCAUGUCCGAGACUGUAGCAUCCUUCAAGGGCCGUCCCAUCAUUUCCCGCCAAAAGCGCCUCGGCUUUGCCAGGCCAGCGGCUCACAUGGUUGCUUGUGCGCUGACCGAUAUCCCACUCGCCGUCACUACGCUUUCCCUGUUUGAAAUCAUCUUUUACUUUAUGGUUUAUUUCCAGCAGGACGCAGCCAAGUUCUUCACGCAGUGGUUCAUCUACUUGGUGACAAUUUUGACUUUCAUGUCCUUCUUUAGAAUGAUAGGCGCAUGGUCCAUUCACUUUGGGAUAGCUUCUCAGAUCAGCGGUUGGUCCACAACGGUAAUGAUGGUCUAUGCUGGCUAUUUGAUUCCGGUCCCACAGAUGCACGUCUGGUUUCGAUGGAUCUCCUACAUCAACCCAGCAACAUAUGCCAUGGAAGCCGUCGUGGCGAGCGAUAUGGGUGAUCGCACCAUGGGCUGCGUCGAGCCUCAGUAUGUUCCCUACGGUGCUGCCUACCAAGAUUCCACCUUUCGCAGCUGCACGACCGCAGGCACGCCGGUUGGCUCUUCGGAAGUAGACGGGGCGACUCUUCUCAGCUCCGAGUACAACAUCUUUCCCAGCCAUAUCUGGCGAAACGUUGGCAUCAUCAUUGGAUUCUGGAUCUUCUUCGCGGCAUUGGCUGCCCUUGGCGCCGAGGUCCGCACUCACUCCGAUGCAGGCUCCAAGAUCCGCUUCGACCGUCGGAGCAGGAACAAGGAGAUGGAGAUGCUCAAGGACAGCGAGAAGCAGGCCAGCUCGGCAUCGGCUGGGGCCAUGCCCGAAGUUUCCAUUGACAAGACAGUCUUUACUUUCAAGAACAUCAACUACUUUGUUCACCACAUGGGCAGUGAGAAGCAGCUUCUUCAAGAUGUUUCGGGUUUUGUCAAGCCGGGCCAGCUUGUUGCUCUGAUGGGCAGCUCUGGCGCCGGCAAGACGACCUUGAUGGACGUUCUCGCGCAACGCAAGGAUAGUGGUCGCAUCGAGGGUAGCAUUAUGAUUAACGGAAAGCCACAGGGCAUCAGCUUCCAGCGUACCACUGGAUACUGUGAGCAGAACGAUGUGCACGAGGCAACGGCCACUGUGAGAGAAGCUCUUAUUUUCUCGGCAAGACUGCGCCAAAAGCAUGAGAUACCCGAUAUUGAAAAGAUUGAGUACGUGGAGCGCAUCAUGGACUUGUUGGAACUCACACCGCUACAACACGCUUUGGUUGGAACACCUGGUUCCGGAUUGUCGAUUGAGCAGCGCAAGAGGUUGACCAUUGCCACCGAACUCGUGGCCAAACCGUCUCUGCUAUUCCUCGACGAGCCAACCUCGGGCCUCGACGGUCAAUCUGCCUUCAAUAUUUGCAGAUUUAUGCAAAAGCUGGCGGCAUCGGGCCAAACAAUCAUCGCCACCAUUCACCAGCCGUCGGCGGCUCUGUUUAAUGCAUUUGACGUGCUCCUUUUGCUUGCCAAGGGAGGCAAAACCACGUACUUUGGGCCAAUCGGCGAGGAUUCUUCAAUCGUUCUAGACUACUUCACAAGAAGAGGCAUUCCGUGUCCUCCUGAUGCAAACCCGGCCGAGCACGUCGUUGAUGUCGUGCAGGGAAGAUUCGGUACCGAGAUUGACUGGCCGCAGCUGUGGCUGGAGUCGCAGGAGAAGAAGCAAGCUCUGGCGGAGCUGGAUGAAAUGAACCACCAAGAGCUAUCGCAAUCAAACGAGGAAUCAACAGGCAACGCAGAGGAAGAUGAAAGAGACUUUGCGGCACCGCUCCCAUAUCAAAUCCAAUUGGUCACCCAACGUCAAUUGGUGGCUCUGUGGCGCAACCCCGACUACGUGUGGAACAAGAUCGGUCUCCAUGUCUCCAAUGCACUAUUUGGCGGCUUCACCUUUUGGAUGAUUGGCAACGGUUCAUUUGAUCUGCAAUUGCGGUUGAUGGCCAUUUUUAAUUUCGUCUUUGUGGCUCCGGGCUGCAUCAACCAGCUGCAACCAUUAUUCAUUUCCAAUCGGGAUCUCUUUGAGACACGUGAGAAAAAGGCAAAGACGUACACUUGGCUGGCUUUCAUCACUGCUCAGUUGGUAUCAGAGAUUCCGGUGCUGAUUGUAUGUGGCACCUUGUACUUUGCGUGUUGGUAUUUUACUGUGGGCUUUCCCGUCAAGGCCUCUGCUUCUGGUCAGGUCUAUCUCCAGAUGAUACUUUACGAGUUUCUAUACACAUCUAUUGGUCAGGCCAUCGCUGCUUACAGUCCCAACGACUUUUUCGCCGCGCUUGCCAACCCAAUCAUCAUUGGUGCAGCCUUGGUCAAUUUUUGCGGAGUCGUCGUUCCAUACGCUUAUAUCCAGCCAUUUUGGAGAUACUGGUUGUACUACCUCGAUCCCUUCAACUACCUCAUUGGCGGCCUGCUCGAACCCGUGGUUUGGGACGUUGUGGUCCAAUGCAAGGACUCGGAACUUACCACAAUCCCAUUGCCUUCAAACACGACCUGUGGCGCAUACAUGGCCGACUUCUUGUCCACGGAAGCUGGUUAUGUUGUGGAUCCCUCUUCAGCGGCAUCGUGCCAGUACUGCCCGUACAGCUCGGGAGCUGAUUACCUGAGGACAUUGAAUAUCAACGAAAGAUACUAUGGCUGGCGAGACGUUGGCAUCACUGCUCUGUUUUGCAUCAGCUCAUACUUUUUGGUCUUCUUAAUGAUGAAGCUGAGAACCAAGGCCACAAAGACUGCUUCAUAA
Molecule: messenger RNA, 4128 nt
Organism: Pestalotiopsis fici W106-1
Lineage: Eukaryota; Fungi; Ascomycota; Sordariomycetes; Amphisphaeriales; Sporocadaceae
Exons: 11
Coding region: 1-4128 (1375 amino acids)
Biological process (GO): transmembrane transport
Cellular component (GO): membrane
Molecular function (GO): ATP hydrolysis activity; ABC-type transporter activity; ATP binding
Source: RefSeq, a predicted model, not a curated record